UUCAUCACAUUGGAGUUUGCUUGCAGGCACCUAUGGGUACAUGGCACCAGAGCUUGCCUAUGUAAUGAGAAUGACUGAAAAAUGUGACGUAUAUAGUUUUGGGAUUGUAGCACUUGAAGUGAUACAUGGAACACAUCCUUGUGAUCUCCUAAGCAACUUUUCAUUAAGCAUGUUAGUGAAAGAUAUCCUAGAUCCACGUCUUCCACUUCAUAUAGCUGAUCAGGUGAUGACAAACCAAGUGCUUUCAGUGAUUUUAAUAGCAAUGCAAUGCAUUAACACUAAUCCACAAGCUCGCCCUUCAAUGCAACAAGUAUCUCAAAGGUUGUCUCCUCCAAAGUUUUUGCCAGCAUGUCACAUCUAUUCUUUUCAAGCACUUACCUUUGAUCACCUCAUAAACAUUGUGCAAACAAAUAUUGAUGAUCAAGCACAUGAAUAAUGGGAACUUAGGAAAGGAGUAUAUAUUACAAGUACUGGAGGUAUAAUUCAGUCUUCUUCUCUCAUUCUCCUAAGUUUCGUUAAUUAGAGGCAUAUCCGUUCUUAAUA
Molecule: messenger RNA, 543 nt
Organism: Dioscorea cayenensis subsp. rotundata (Guinea yam)
Lineage: Eukaryota; Viridiplantae; Streptophyta; Magnoliopsida; Dioscoreales; Dioscoreaceae
Product: MDIS1-interacting receptor like kinase 2-like
Exons: 2
Coding region: 41-436 (131 amino acids)
Biological process (GO): protein phosphorylation
Molecular function (GO): protein kinase activity; ATP binding
Source: RefSeq, a predicted model, not a curated record